This is a messenger RNA of Myotis daubentonii (Daubenton's bat), 6027 nucleotides long. RefSeq names its product helicase, POLQ like (gene HELQ). NCBI's taxonomy places the organism in Eukaryota, Metazoa, Chordata, Mammalia, Chiroptera, Vespertilionidae. Gene Ontology annotation, molecular function: nucleic acid binding; ATP binding. The record is from RefSeq and is a predicted model, not a curated record. The transcript has 17 exons. The coding region runs from base 2770 to 4980 and encodes 736 amino acids.
UAGUGCACGUGAAUAGAAAGGAGAUCCUUUCUAUUAGUGCAUCUUAAAAACAAAUCGAAGUAUCAAUCCUCUCUCAACCUAUCCCAAUUGUGCUACUGCUGAACCUCUUUCCUUGUGGUCACACUUCUCAAACUUAUUCUUGCUGUCUCCCUUUCCUCACCUCAAAUAAUUCCCAACCCACUCCAACUCUGGGUUCUGUGUGCUCACUUAAGAUAUAAUGACUAGGUUGUCUAAACCCAAUAAUACCUUUAGAUCUUUGCUUUCCUGACUUGUAAGUAGCUUGCCUGACACAAUUGACCAGAUCCUUUUUGAAACACUUGUUGAUUUCUUGACAUUCCACUCCUGUUUUGUUUUGUUUUUCUAACUGUCUGCUCCUCAUUUUUCUUAGCUGGUUCUUCCUUGGCUGGCUCUGUUUUCUCUACCAAAACUUGUUGAAUUCCUUUGACUAGUGAGAUGUCUUGAGUGAAAGUUAGGACUGAUUAAAACUAAACAUUUUUAAAGAUGGCUGAAAAGACUUAAGUGCAAAGAAUAUUAAUAAUGUCUCGUAAUGUUUUUUAAAAAUCCUGGAUUCUUGCCUAUAUUUCAAAUAUGUGUUAUUUUAGACAAAGAAGGUACAAUUGCUGCCAUUCUGGAAGAUUAGCCUAUCAAUCAAUCACUGCAUAAGUAUUUCUGAAUCUCCUAUGUUAGUGUCUUAAAAACCAUAUGAAAACAUGGUUUCUCUUCUCAGGGAGAAGACAAUUAGGUUCAAGAAGUAGGACUACAGGAAAAAAAGUCUAAUAUAAGACUAAUAAAUCCUAAAUUGUGAGAUUUGUAGUUAAGAGCUAAUGGUGUGUAUUGCUCAUAAAGGAUAUAUUAACUUCCCUUUGCUUUUCUCCUAGCACCUUGUCCUUUGUUUAAUCUGCAUUUCCUACCAGCAUGAGUACCCUGAGGACAGGGCUCUAUCUAAUUCUUUUUCUUAUAUAACUAACACUAUACCUGGUACAUCCUGGUAGGUUCUCUACUGCUGGGGGUUGUCAGCCUAUUUAUUCUGGCCCUGUCACUAUAAAUCUCAACUUUAUACUGAGCCUUAGUUUCUGAUCUAUUAAAAAGGGAUGAUGAUGAUAAUAAAAGUAAUUGUUUUGCAGGUUACAUUCUGUGUGAAGGACAUGCCAAAUUAGACUUUGAUAAUGAUUAUCAGUAAUUAUAUUAGUAGCUUUAAAGUAUGAACUUUAGUAAAUAGCUUUCAAAUCUUUUUAUUUGUAAAUUUAGCUUAAUGAAAUGACCAAUUUAAAAAAUAAUUAUGUGUGCUAAAGCAGUGAUUCUCAAAGUGGAGUUCUUAGACCCCAGCAUCAGCAUUACCUAUAAACUUGAAAUGUGCAUUCAGGACCCAGCCCGACCUCCUGAAUCAGAACCUCUGGGGGCAAGUCUGACAGUCUGCUUGAAUAAGCCCUCCUGGUUAUUCUGAUGUGCCUAAAGUUUGAGAACCACUGAGCUAGAGAACCUCAACUUUAUACAGGGGCUGGCAAAAAUAGGUUUACAGUUGCAAUAGAAAUCCUAUAUAAUAAAAGGCAAAUCGAACUGCAGGUUGCUAUGAUGUGCACUGACCACCAGGGGGCAGACAAUCAAUGCAGGAGCUGACCCACAGGGGGAGCGCCACUUAGCCAGAAAUUGGGCUCACAGCUGGCGAGCACAGAGGCAGUGAUGUGAGCCUCUCCUGCCUCUGUGGCAGCACUAAGGAUGUUGGACAUCCUCUGAGGGCUCCCGGACUAUGAGAGGGUGCAGGCCAGGCUGAGGGAUCGCCCCCCCCUCCCACCCAGUGCACUAUUUUUGUGCACUAGGCCUCUAGUAAUACAAUCUAUACCAGUGAUGGCAAACCUAUGACAUGCGUGUCAGAGGUGACACGCAAACUCAUUUUUUUGGUUGAUUUUUCUUUGUUAAAUGGCAUUUAAAUAUAUAUAAAAUAAAUAUCAAAAAUAUAAGUCUUUGUUUUACUGUGAUUGCAAAUAUCAAAAAAUUUCUAUAUGUGACACGGCACCAGAGUUAAGUUAGGGUUUUUCAAAAUGCUGACAUGCCGAGCUCAAAAGGUUCGCUAUCACAGAUCUAUACUAAUAAAAGGGUAGUACGGUAAUUAGACCAGACAUCUUCUGGAUGUCCUUCCGGCCAAAGCCAUGGUGGCAGGGGCCGAGGCAGAGGCAUUUAGGGGCAAUCAGUCUGGCGUGAGAGCGGUUAGGGGCAAUCAGGCCAGCAGGCAGGUGAGUGGUUAGAAGCCAGCGGUCCCAGAUUGCGAGAGGGAUGUACCGGCAGUCAGACAUCCCCUGAGGGGUCCCAGAUUGGAAAGGGUGCAGGCCGGGCUGAGGGACCCCCUCUCCCCCGUGCAUGAAUUUCGUGCACAGGGCCUCUAGUAAUUUAUAAAUGAUAAUGCAAGAAUAAUCUGUUUUGUGCACUCAAAACAACCUACUUUUGCACAUCCCAUAGUGUAGAGGUUGCUUUUUUAUCAUGGAAUUAUAUGCUUGAUGUAUUUUGUAUAAAUAUUGAGAACUAAGUUAAUAUAAUUUAAAGGUAUUUUUUAUUUUAAAUUCUCACCUGAGGAUAUGUUUUUUAAUUGACUUGAGAGAGAGAGGGAGAGAGAAACAAUGAUCAAUUGCCUCCUGAAGACACCUGACCAAGGAUGGAACCUGCAACCUAGAAUGGCAACAUACUUGCUUAACCUUGACUUCUGUGCAAGAAAGAAAAAAUUUAAUAUAUUCCUUGCCAACUAGUGGUGGAAAAACCCUCGUGGCUGAGAUUUUAAUGCUACAAGAACUGCUUUGCAGGCGCAAAGACGUUUUAAUGAUCCUACCAUAUGUGGCAAUUGUCCAAGAAAAGAUUUCAGGUUUGUCAAGCUUUGGUAUAGAACUGGGUUUCUUUGUUGAAGAAUAUGCCGGAAGCAAAGGAAAAUUUCCUCCAAUUAAAAGAAGGGAAAAGAAAUCACUAUACAUUGCCACUAUUGAGAAAGGACAUGGUCUGGUCAACUCCUUGAUUGAAACUGGAAGGAUAAGCAGUCUGGGUCUGGUUGUUGUAGAUGAGUUGCACAUGAUUGCUGAAGGAAGCCGUGGGGCUGUACUGGAAAUGACCCUAGCAAAAAUCCUCUACACUAGUAAAACAACUCAAAUUAUUGGUAUGAGUGCAACUUUGAACAAUGUUGAAGACCUGCAAGAAUUCCUUCAAGCAGAAUAUUACACCAGUCAGUUCAGGCCAGUUGAAUUAAAAGAAUAUCUGAAAAUAAAUGAUGCAAUAUAUGAGGUUGACAGCAAAGCUGAAAAUGGCAUGACUUUUUCACGUCUGCUUAAUUAUAAGUAUUCUGAUGCUCUGAAAAAGAUGGAUCCUGAUCACUUGGUAGCAUUGGUGACAGAAGUUAUUCCCAAUAAUUCCUGCUUAGUUUUUUGUCCCACUAAGAAGAACUGUGAAAAUGUAGCAGAAAUGAUAUGCAAAUUUUUAAGCAAGGACUAUCUGAAACACAGGGAAAAAGAAAAACAGGAGGUAAUUAAGAACUUGAAGAGUAUCAGCAGUGGCAACUUGUGUCCUGUUUUAAAGCGCACUAUCCCAUUAGGAGUUGCUUAUCACCAUAGUGGUUUAAUGAGCGAUGAAAGGAAGCUCUUGGAGGAAGCUUAUUCCACAGGAGUUCUCUGCCUUUUGACCUGCACAUCCACCCUUGCAGCAGGUGUUAACCUACCAGCUCGAAGAGUUAUUUUGAGAGCCCCCUAUGUUGCUAAGGAAUUUUUAAAGAGAAGUCAAUAUAAACAGAUGAUUGGCAGAGCUGGCCGUGCUGGAAUAGAUUCUGUUGGGGAGAGUAUCCUUAUAUUGCAAGAAAAAGACAAGCAACAGGCAUUGGAGUUAAUAAGCAGACCAUUGGAAAACUGUUACAGCCAUCUUGUUCAAGAAUUCACCAAGGGAAUCCAAACAUUGUUUCUCUCAUUGAUUGGUUUGAAGAUUGCAACACAUCUUGGUGACAUAUAUCACUUUAUGAGUGGUACACUUUUUGGCGUUCAGCAAAAGAUUUUGUUGAAAGAAAAAAGUCUCUGGGAAAUAACUGUUGAAUCACUUAGAUACCUGACAGAAAAAGGACUCCUACAAAAAGACACCAUUUUGACAGAAAACGGACUUACACAAAAAGAUGCUAGUUAUAAGUCCGAAGAAUGGUUCCAGUAUAGUUUUCAUAUCACAAAGUUGGGACGAGCUUCUUUUAAAGGAACUAUAGAUUUGGCUUAUUGUGACAUUCUCUACAGAGAUUUGCAGAAAGGUCUUGAAGGCCUUGUGCUUGAAAGCCUUCUUCAUCUAAUUUACCUAACCACUCCCUACGAUAUGGCUUCUCAGUGUGACCCUGAUUGGAUGAUAUACUUCAAACAGUUUAAUCAGCUCAGUCCAGCAGAACAAAAUGUGGCUGCUCUUGUUGGAGUCUCUGAAAACUAUAUUGGAAAGAAGGUAUCAGGUCAAGCUAUCAAGAAGACGGUGGACAAGGACAUAGUGAAUAGACUAUACCUGUCUUUUGUCCUUUAUGCCUUGCUCAAAGAGACCAGCAUUUGGAGUGUGUCUGAAAAAUUCAAUAUGCCUCGAGGAUAUAUACAGAGUCUUCUCACUGCAGCUGCCACCUUCUCAUGUUGUGUGUUACAUUUCUGUGAGGAACUUGAGGAGUUUUGGGUUUAUAAAGCCCUUUUGGUAGAACUUACCAAGAAACUGACCUACUGUGUAAAGGCAGAACUAAUCCCUCUCAUGGAAGUGACUGGAGUUUUAGAGGGUCGGGCAAAACAGUUAUACAAUGCAGGUUAUAAAAGUCUAGCACACUUAGCUAAUGCAAAUCCUGAAGUGCUAAUAAAGACAAUUGAUCAUUUAUCAAGACGCCAGGCCAAGCAAAUUGUUUCAUCAGCAAAGAUGCUGUUGCAUGAAAAAGCAGAGGCUUUGCAAGGAGAAGUAGAAGAGCUAUUGAGAUUACCUGCUGAUUUCCCUCCUGUUGAAAAGGCAUGAAGUGUGUCUGAUGAGCAUUGUCAGAUAUGAAUGACUUCUCUUUUUUUGAAUUAUUUCUUGUAUAUAUGUUUUAUUAAAGAUUCCUUAUUAUUUAUACAUGAAAAGAUACAUUUUAAGUAUACAUUCAGAACUAUGGAUGAUGUUUGGAUAUAUCUCUCACCCAUAAUUACAAUAACCUUUCUAGUAAUAACCCAUCUUAUUCAAUACUUACAUAUUAUUUCUGUGCUCAGAAAUGAAAUCAACUUCCUCAAUAUUGCUGCAGCCUACCUUUGUAGCCAAAUCUUUCAUCAUUCUCUUAUCCAUUUCUUUCAUCAAACUGGACUAUUUGAAAUACCAGAAUUUUCUCUGCGAUUUCCAAACCCUUCAUUUCCUGUUUUAUUCCAUUUCCAAUGCAUAGAAAAUUAUCUUUUUUAAAAAUAUGUAUAUAUUUCUUUAUUGAUUUCAGAGAGGAAGGGAGAAGGAGAGAGAGAGAAAUAUCAAUGAUGAGAGAGAAUCAUUGAUCGGCUGCCUCCUGCACACCCCCUAUUGGGGAUCGAGCCCGCAACCCAGGCAUGUGCCCUUGGCCAGAAUCGAACCUGGGACCCUUCAGUCCUCAGGCUGACGCUUUAUCCACUGAGCCAAGCCGGCUAGGGCAGAAAAUUAUCUUUAAAAUGCACUGUAUACUUCAAGUAUAAACUAAAAAUGCUCAAAUACUGUCUUCUCUAUAAAAUUGUUCAAGUUUAUUCUCAUCCCCACCCCAUACAUGGGCUCUUCCCUUCCUAUAAGUAUUGUGAAUCUCUCAUUAAUGCCCAUGUAUUUUUUUUAACACUUUUUCAACAAGUAUUUAUUAUUAGUUAACCUAUGAUUCAGGAUCCCAGGGUGGGAUGUACCCAGGUUCCCCUUCACUAUCCUGGGAGAAGGGUGAGGACAGAGGAGCAUCAGGGUGGGGGCCAGUUCAGAUCUUCCCAGGAAAUGUGCCUUCUGCUCAUUUUUUUGUUUGUUUUUCUAAGAGUUUCUUUGAUUUUAAUAGUUGGGAAGAAAGUUAUAAAAUAAAAUAGACAACACAGA